AAACAGUAAGGUUCAGUCAUAUGACUGGCUCACAGGAAGAACUUUGGUCGUGAGGUUUAAAGUGGGCAGAGAAUAACAGUCUCACACAACAUGGAUUCCUGCCUGAACUGGGAAAUGCCCUAACUCCUGUGUAUUGAGGGAUAUUCCAUUUAAAAUCGGAGCGCAGCGCAUCAUAAACAUAAAAUUGAAAGGAAGGUAAAACGAUUUUUUAUUUUUUACAACAAACAAAUUUAGCGGGCACACCGUUUUCACGAGGAGGGAUGUUUGUGUUUUACACUUCGUGUCAUUAGUGAGAAUAUACAUCAUGGACACUCGACAGGAGAACGGGCUACCGCACUCACCUGCACUCGAUAUUCCAGGUCAUGAAAGUACCGCCAAAGAACACGGAGUACAUGGGACUCUCCUUAAAACAAAGGGAAAGCAUGGGACAACUAAAAUAAGUUCACCAGUCAAUAAUGUCACGGCGGAGUCUGGGAACCAACAGAUAGUAUCACUGGUAAACGCACCUGCACUACCCACGACACCACUCGAAUUACCUGGCGUUAUGGACGCAGAGGGGAGAGUGGACGAGUCCAGGCUGCGGAUGCACAUUUUCAAGAAUGGUGGUAUGUCCCCUUCGGGGCGUGGCCAGGUGUGGCGUUUCCUGUUUGGGAUGUACCCCUGCAGCUCCACGUCUCUGGAGCGCCCCCUACUGCAGGAGCAGCUCAACGUCCGCUACCACUCCAUGAAGAGGAAGUGGCAGCAGCUUUUUCCUGCCGCCAUCCGACUGCGUAUAAAUGGCACCGAUGCUGAGUUGGUGGCAGCGGUGCGGUACUUCGAUGUGAGGCAGGACAGGGUCCAGCUGCAGACUCAGAACCAGAGUGACGAGGUCAAGGAGAGGCUGUCCUUUCUGGAGCUACAGGCCCAGGUGUUGUUUGAGCGGGUGACCUUUGAUCUGGAGGAGCUCCAAGAGGCCAUCCGAAUCAUCGACAAGGAUGUGCCUCGGACAGACCGAGACCUACCCUACUACUCGGGUGAAGGCUUGGGCAAUCUGCUGGUGUUGAGGGAUAUUCUCAUCACAUAUGCUGCUUUUCACCCAGAGGUGAGCUAUGCCCAGGGGAUGAAUGACCUUUGUAGCCGAUUCCUGGAGGUGCUGGACUCUGAGGUGGACACCUACUGGAGCUUCUCCUACUACAUGGAGAAGUUCUCCAAGGACUUCCGUGCUGACGGCCUGCACAGGAAGAUAGAGCUGGAGGCAGCACUGCUGAAGGAGUUAGAUCCUCAGCUCCACACCCACCUGAUAACCGAUAGCAUGGAGAGUUUCACCUUCUGUCACAGAUGGCUGCUACUGGGUUUCCAAAGGGAGUUUGAGCACUGUGAUGCCCUGCGUCUCUUUGAGAUCCUGAGCUGUGACCACCUGGAGCUCAUCUCCCAGCAGGUGGACCGCGCCCGCUACCAGGAGAGGAUCGCCCGCAGGCAGAGUAUAGAGGAUAAACCAGGGUCUGAGGCACAGGCCGUCAACACAGAAUUCACCUUUGAACUCUUCAUCUGUGCCACCAUAUUAUUGGACAACAGAGAUGCCCUGCUGAGGUGUAAGAAUGAUGUGCAGCUCAUCCAGUUCACCAACAGUUUGCAGGGAACUCUGGACCUGAACCUCACCCUGAAGAAAGCAGAGGAGCAUUUCUACAACUACUGUAAGCGCUCUGCUUGGGACUAUAUGAACGGCCGCUGCAGGACAAGUAAAAACAAGGAGGGACACUUCUUGUUCCAGCUCCGCAGCUUCUUCUCCUGAACCCAGAUCAGUCCUUAACUUAACCUCUUGAACAUUCAGCUACAACCUGUAGUAACUGUGGGGUGGACUCAAAACAAGGGACCUAUUUCCUAAGAUGAGUGUGUGCUAUUGACAGGUCUUGUCCACUAACGUUGAAGCAUUCAUAUUUCUGUGGGAUCUACCUGGAGUGAGUGAUGCUGCUUACUUACCAACAAUUCUAUCAAUUUGGACUGUCUUUGUUGUUGUAUCUGAUUAUGCUAAUUUCUAUCUAUUUAAAACAUAUCUAUUUAUUAUUUAGAAAGGUGUCAUUGAACGGGUAGAAAAGUGUGCAACGCUGAAUUGGUUACAUCACCUGGAGUUUGGCCUUCUUGAUUUCUAGGUUUUUCUUGGUGAGUUUAGAAGAAAGCCCUGUUUACACAAUUAUAUAAUAAUUAGGACUAUGAUGUGGCCAAAAGGUAUUCUCACCCUUGAUCUGAGAUUCAACUAUAUAAUAUGUGAUACUACUGGAAGAAAACAAGUCUUGGAACUGCAUCAAGACCACUGAAAAAUCAGUCUAUUUCUAAAGGUAUAAAAUAGGAUGCCAGCUGAUCUAUGUAUCAUAGUGGACCUGUGUGAAAGGAGUAGCUGUUCAUUGGUUCAGUUCUGAGCCAAUACUGUCUGGAAUACUAAAAUAAAUAUGCAUGUCUGUCACAAUCUUGCUUAGUGAAAGUUUGAUGUUAGUUUGUUGGUGAUUUAAAUGUUUUAUUGUGAUCCAGCUAAUUGCCAUUGAGGGAGAUGUCCCUUUCAGGUGUCCAGUGCUUUUAGGCAGAUAGUGAACAUGUCAUUCUGAGUAUAAUUAGGUUUGGAACAAUUCAUUAAAAAAUGCUUUACAAACGAAGGCCACCAGUGAAGAGGAUUAUUUCCAGAUGUUUCACUGCUUGACAUUUCAGUUCCUCGACCUGCGAAUUAGUGAGUGAAGAAUAGGUUUCCACAUGUUGGAGGGACAGGCUUGUCAUUGUAUGUAUGUACUGUUAUUAUAUAAGGGUUAAAUGUAAUAAACUGUGGGACAUUAAA
Molecule: messenger RNA, 2803 nt
Organism: Oncorhynchus masou masou (cherry salmon)
Lineage: Eukaryota; Metazoa; Chordata; Actinopteri; Salmoniformes; Salmonidae
Exons: 10
Coding region: 305-1771 (488 amino acids)
Biological process (GO): activation of GTPase activity
Molecular function (GO): GTPase activator activity
Source: RefSeq, a predicted model, not a curated record